Molecule: messenger RNA, 680 nt
Organism: Mollisia scopiformis
Lineage: Eukaryota; Fungi; Ascomycota; Leotiomycetes; Helotiales; Mollisiaceae
Exons: 1
Coding region: 176-604 (142 amino acids)
Source: RefSeq, a predicted model, not a curated record
AUAUAGCCACAAUAAUGACGACUCCAAGGACCACGCCCAAAACAUGUUGCACGUCAAACUCUCCUGGAUCUCUUCCUCUCAAUCUCCUGUCGAGUACUCUCGCUUGCUGUAUUGAUCCAUAACUCGGUAUGGGAUACGGUAUGGGAUACGGUCCCUGGUAUUCCUCAUCGCUGUGAUGGUGAUUAUGGUGGUGAUGGUGAUGAUGCUCGUGGUGUCCGUGGUCAUGGUGAGGUUCAUGAUGCUGAGAGGAGUCAUGCUGAUAUCACGUGAGCUUAAUUCGCAGAAAGAGACAGCUAGGAGGGGAAGCUGCAUGAUGCGAGGUAUCAUUGAAGGUAUGCCCAGCACUGUGAUCAGUAUGAGACGGAUCUGCCGCCGCCGGAGCUCCCGAGUCGUGCAUCGUUACUGCCCACUCAGCACUCAGGACCGAAGAAGUGGAAAUGCAACUUCACGACGGCCCGGAGAAUAUAAUGCGGAGAAGACGGGGCUCAAGUAUUCCUGGGGAAAGCAGAAGAUCAAGUAUCAGAAGAAAGACUGGGAUUUGCUGCGCCUUGGGCUUGGCUGCAGUUGCCUGUCAGCUGCAGCCAAGUCAGGCGACGAACUCUAAUGUACGUAACGUCUAUCCCUGCGUGCCGAGACGCACACUGUAGCGAGACAAAUCAUAGGUACUUCAGGUUCAAGCG